AUGAAGUGGCAUCCUGAUAGAAAUCCUAACUGUGAAAGCUGCCUUGCACGCUUCCAGUCUGUGGCGAAGGCCUAUGAGACUUUGGGAGAUCAGAACAAGAGGAAGGUUUAUGAUACUAAUAGAGGUGGUUACGACUCCAUACCAAGCGACUACUCUGCUCGGCUCACGAGUGAAAACUAUCAUAGCAUCAUGGACCACUCAGUUGACAUUUGGAUUGUCGAGGUGUAUUCGGACUUGGAUGAAUAUUGUCAUAGUAUAGCGCCAGCCUGGGAUGAGGUCUCAAGUGACCUCAAGGAGUACAUCAAAUUUGGGAGAAUCAACUCCCAUACUGAUCGGGCGUUGUUCAAGUCAUUGCCGAUAACUCCGAGGACAACUCCGACAAUCUUCCUCUUCAUGCCAGCCCAUCCCGAGAUCCCUCCUAGUUUGAUGCCGAUCGCUGAGAUCAAUCCAAGGACAUUGAAGAGGUACUUUGCUGUUUAA
Molecule: messenger RNA, 480 nt
Organism: Perkinsus marinus ATCC 50983
Lineage: Eukaryota; Perkinsozoa; Perkinsida; Perkinsidae
Exons: 4
Coding region: 1-480 (159 amino acids)
Source: RefSeq, a predicted model, not a curated record